Messenger RNA from Exaiptasia diaphana, 753 nucleotides. RefSeq lists its product as uncharacterized. Bases 1 to 753 code for a protein of 250 amino acids. Gene Ontology annotation, molecular function: 2-oxoglutarate-dependent dioxygenase activity; methyltransferase activity. Lineage: Eukaryota; Metazoa; Cnidaria; Anthozoa; Actiniaria; Aiptasiidae. The transcript has a single exon. The record is from RefSeq and is a predicted model, not a curated record.
AUGAUCAAUGACAUUGAUGUCAGCAGUGUCAAUCUCUGGAAGUACGUAGAUGACACUURGAUCGCUGAGACAGUGCACAAAGGCCAACCAAGUGAAAUCCAAGUUGCUGUAGAUGAACUGGUCGAGCAAGCCAAAGCAGAUAAGUUUCAGUUGAAUGAAUCCAAGUGUAAAGAGUUACAAAUACAUUUCUCGAGAAACGCAAACACCCUGGAACCAGUUACUAUUAACAGCAAACCAAUUGAGGUCGUACCUAGUGCAAAGCUCCUAGGCCUUACAAUUUCAAACAAUCUUAAGUGGAAUGCCCAUAUUGAGAACGUCACCAAAAAAUGUGCAUCCAGGCUCUACCAAUUAAGACAGCUUAAACGUGCUAACGCCGUUCCUGACCAACUGAUGUGUUUCUACAAAACCUGCAUCAGACCUGUAACAGAAUAUGCGUGUCAGACUUUCCAUGAUGGUCUUCCUCGCUACCUCUCUGAAGAGCUAGAAACAAUUCAGRGACGAUCUCUUAAGAUAAUCUCACCAGCCCUGAACUAUGAGCAAGCUCUUAAUGAACACAGCAUGACGACCCUUCACCAACGGCGCAAAGACCUGACAGAGCAGCUCUUCAAAGAAAUUAAUGAUGACAGUAACCAUAAGCUGUAUAGCCUAUUACCUCCGCGCAAGUCCACCAACAUAGCCCUCAGGAGGAGGCGAACAACACACCAAUUUGUCGUACAAAUAGAUUUAAACAAAGCUAUCUAUCUAUSUAUCUAA